AUGCUCUUUUCCAAGGCAUCCUUCGUGACCAUGCUGAUUCUGGCAUCCCUGGCUGUCCCCAAUGCAGCUCAAUACGAAACCCCGUCCCCUACACCGUUCCCAACCCCGGAGCCGACCCCUUGUCCUUCGCCAGAGGCAACGCCGAGUCCGACUCCUGAACCCACGCCCGAGCCAACCCCCGAAGCUACGCCUGCCCCAACCCCGGAGCCAACGCCGUGUCCGACCCCUGAACCCACGCCCGAGCCAACCCCCGAAGCUACGCUUGCUCCCACCCCGGAGCCAACGCCAUGUCCGACUCCUGAACCCACACCAGCGCCAACUCCCGAAGCUACGCCUGCUCUUACCCCGGAGCCCUCCACAGAGCCUACUCCUGAACCCACACCAGAGCCAACUCCCGAAGCUACGCCUGCUCCUACCCCGGAGCCCACCACAGAGCCUACUCCAGAACCUACCACAGAACCUACUCCAGAACCUACCACAGAACCUACUCCCGUGCCUACUCCAACCACGGAACCCACCACCGAGCCUACUCCAGAACCUACAACCCCAGAACCCACACCGGAAGCAACGCCAGAUUGGACCCCUGAACCUACCCCAGCACCGACCCCUGAGCCAACACUUGAUCCGACCCCUGCACCGACCCCAGAGCCCACCCCCGCGCCAACACCGGAAUCGACCCCCGUGUCGACUCCGGGACCCACACCCGCGGUACCAACUCCUCAAGUUACCCCACAGACCACACCCGCACUGACUCCCCCCUCGGCACCGACACCAGCCCCGACAACGUACAGUCCCCCCUCGACGCCGACGUCCCGAGCUCCAACUCCAGUCCCGACGACGUUCCGACCGUACACCCCUUCGUCGACCGCAGGACCGUCCGUCUCCCCUCCCACGCCAGCCCCGACGACGUUCCAACCCCACAUCCCGCCUUCCACCUCCAGUCGCUUCCGAUCUCCAACGCCCGCGCCUACCAUGUACCCCCAGUUCGCAGCGCCUUCCACCUCUGCUGGGUACCAAUCUGUUGCCCCACGUCCGUCGGUCACGUAUUGCACGUCGUCGUUGCCCACCCCGCCGUCUGUGUGUCGAGGGGUGUCCAACUGGAAGCUCUUGCUCGUGUUUGGGGUGGACGGGCCGUUCUGCGCCCCAGGACCCAACUACUGCUCGUCGUCGAUCACGGACAGCUGCCCUGGCCCGCAACGCGGCCUUCCCUAUGGCUCGUACUGCGCCAAGCUGCCCACCGGGCGCUUCGGCUGUCUCCCGCACACCACAUGCGACGACGGCACGACGUUCGAAGACGGAGAGCUGGGCCCGGCGGACGACACGCCAGAGCCGGUCACGGACGCCCCGUCGUCCGGCCCUGUCUACGACGAAACGUCGGGCUGCUUGCUUGACACGAACGUCCCCGACCUGGACGCGUGUUCCGACGACCAGCUGCUCAAGGGCGGGUGGGCCCCCAUCAGCGUGCAGGGCCGGUACCACUUUUGCACACGCGUGACUCCCCAGUUGCCCACGUUCUGCGUCGCCGACAUCGUGGGCAACUGUCCCACCGCCCAGCCCGGCCUUCCCUACGGCUCCGAGUGCCGGUUUCUGCCCAAGACCAAGGUGUACGGGUGCGUACCCCGCACCACCUGCGCCGAAAACGACCCACCCACGACGACUCCCGCCCCCACCGGAUGUACCUAUCCCUCUGCGUAAUGCUCUUCCAUUCCCAUUCCCUCUACGUGCAUGCAUUCAUAAGACCAGUGAACGAGGCUCGU
Molecule: messenger RNA, 1757 nt
Organism: Aphanomyces invadans
Lineage: Eukaryota; Oomycota; Saprolegniomycetes; Saprolegniales; Verrucalvaceae
Exons: 1
Coding region: 1-1695 (564 amino acids)
Source: RefSeq, a predicted model, not a curated record